AGCGCUGAGGUUUCCAUAAAUCCUGGGAUCCAGAAAGAAGAGAAGGCGGCCGUGGAGAAACGCAGUCAACAGGUGCUGGCGGCUCUGAAAAAGCUGAACAUCGAGGCCAAUGAGGCCCCGGUCAUUGCCGUGCUGUGCUCCGGUGGGGGGCUGCGGGCCCACAUCGCCUGCCUGGGGGUCCUGAGUGAGCUCCAAGAACAAGGCCUGUUGGAUGCUGUCACAUACCUGGCAGGGGUCUCAGGGUCCACCUGGGCGAUGUCCUCGUUCUACAGUAACCAGGGUAACACGAAAGACACGGAGGAUGACCUGAGACGUCGGUUCGACCAGAGGGAGUGGGACCUGAACCAUAGCAUGUCCAGAACCAUCCAGGCGGCGAAGGAGGACACUUACUCCCUGACCGACUUUUGGGCCUACAUGGUGGUCACCAAACAGACCCGAGAACUGCAGGAAUGCCGCCUGUCCAGCAUGCAGCAGCCUGUGGACGAAGGAAGGCUGCCCUACCCGCUGUUUGCAGCCAUCGAUGGUGACUUUCAAACCGCCUGGAAGAAGAGGAAAUCCCAGAAGACCUGGUUUGAGUUCACGCCUCACCACGCCGGCUACCCUGCGCUCGGGGCCUACGUCUCCACCACCCACUUUGGAAGCAGAUUUGAGAACGGGAAACUGAUCGCAGCUAAGCCUGAGCGAGACUUGGCCUUCCUGAAAGGUUUAUGGGGAAGCGCUCUAGCCAGCAUGGAGUCCAUUAAGGAGUUCCUUCUGGAUAAGUUACAUAAAUUGAAAGCAAGCUUGAGUCCGAAGUAUGAGAUCAGAGAAGAAACCUUGAGGAGCCUGCAAUACAGCGAACCCAUUCACGCCGGUUACACAGAAAAGGCACUGGCAAUGGAAGGAACCUUGAGAUUAGACUAUGAGAUCAGAGAAGAAACCUUGAGGAGCCUGGCAUACAACGAGUCCGGUCACGUCAGUCACACAGGGUGGGAGUUGGAGGAGGCUCUGCUGGAUCUGCUGCUGGCCUACGUCCAGGAUCCCGGCUCCAGCAGCGUCAUCGACAGGCUCCAGGCCCUGCAGCUGCAGCUGAAGAUCGCGAGGGGAGGUCGAGAGGAUGAGCCCGAACACACCUGGCUGGCCGAGAUGAUCCGGCACUGGAGCAGCAUCCCCCCGGCAGAGCAGGGCCAGUUCCUGGAAUACCUGGUGUACUGCUUCACGAGAGAAGAGGAGCCCCCCGUAGGCAGUGAGAGGAGUGGCCCAAUAAUGCAGGGGCUCCUCGAAUACAAUCCGAUGAGCACCGUGAAGAACAUCUUCAAGUUUGUCACAGAGUCUUGCUGUUUUAUGGCGAAAACUACAUUGUGCUUUGUCAAGUGGGAAUGGGGGACCAUCCACAACUUCCUGUACAGACAUGGUGCCAUCGCCGACAAGACCAUGCACAGCCGGGAGCUCCUGCACCUGGUGGAUGCGGGCUUUGCCAUCAACACCCCCUACCCGCUCGUGCUGCCCCCCUCGCGUGAGGCUCAGCUCAUCCUCUCCUUUGACUUCAGCGCCGGCGAUCCUUUCGAGACCAUCAGGGCUACGGCCGACUACUGCCACCGCCACAAGAUCGCCUUCCCCCCCGUGGAGGAGGCCACGCUGAAGAAGUGGGCCAAAGCCCCUGGCAGCUGCUAUGUCCUGAGAGGGGACGCCGGGCCUGUCGUGAUGCACUUUCCCCUGUUCAACACGGACGCCUGUGGAGAUGAAAUUCAGAAAUGGGUCAGCACGUACGGCACCAUCAAGCUGGCCGACACCUACACCUUGGAGCUGGUGACCCAGCUGCUGGAGUUGUCCAAGAAGAACGUGAGGAUGAACACGGAGCGUAUCCUCCAAGAGAUGGAAAAGGCGGCCAGUGCCAAGGAGCCCCUGGCAAGGUUCCGGUCCCACUGCAUAGAGGACGUGAUGAGGCACUCUUUGGUGAAAGUGGCGGGGGUCGUGGCGGAGGACAUGAGGGAGGACAUGAUGGAGGACGAGAUGGAGCACGUGGCGGAGGACAUCACGGGCUCCCGGGCCGUGGGCAUCGAGAUCACCAACAACACAGACGAGACGUUCACAGACCCCGUGUUCUACUGCCAGAGCGGCCAUGCCCGGGAGGCCCCACCCCCCGUGCUGGCUCCCAAGCACACCGUCAGCUGCUCCUUCACGAAGGCGAGCGCCAGCUUCCAGGGCAGCGCGGGCCUGCUGGUCUACCAGGGCAGGGCUGCCCACCUGGCCCUCCUGUUCUCCGUUCCCUUCAGCUACGCCCUGCACAGCAUUGAGUUUGCCGUGGCCGUCCUGGCCGGGCCGGUCUCCACCGCCUCUCUGGAGCACGUGUUCCACAGCAUCAUGCAGGGAACGUCCCCGGAGCUGAAGGUGGCCAGAUGCGCCCUGAAGACCCCCCAGAACACCCUGCAGCUGGAGCACGACUCUCUGACCCUCAGGGCCGUCGUCUCCAACGUCCGCACGGCCAGAAUGAAAGUGGUGGUGGAGCGCAAGGCUUGCCUUGCACACCCACCCACACCACAGUCCUAG
Lepus europaeus (European hare) is the source of this 2529-nucleotide messenger RNA. RefSeq names its product phospholipase A2 group IVC (gene PLA2G4C). The record is from RefSeq and is a predicted model, not a curated record. The annotation marks the transcript as partial. Gene Ontology annotation, cellular component: cytosol; nucleoplasm; nuclear envelope. The transcript is spliced from 18 exons. NCBI's taxonomy places the organism in Eukaryota, Metazoa, Chordata, Mammalia, Lagomorpha, Leporidae. Gene Ontology annotation, biological process: glycerophospholipid catabolic process. Gene Ontology annotation, molecular function: calcium ion binding; calcium-dependent phospholipid binding.